Molecule: messenger RNA, 2405 nt
Organism: Pelagomonas calceolata
Lineage: Eukaryota; Pelagophyceae; Pelagomonadales; Pelagomonadaceae
Source: the annotation of a GenBank genome assembly
GAUCUCCAGGCCGUCGUGAUUGAGCCUGAUAAGCUCAGCGCUGAGGGCAAGAACACACGCGCUGCUCCUCCAGCAGUGCCGCUAUCGCUGCGGUACCGCGCUCUCAACCGCGCGUUGAGAUACAGCUCGUAUCUAGCGCGUUCAGCGUUCAGAGCUGCAGAGCUGCAGGCGCAGCGCGCCCGGCCGCGCUGCGACAGGAUGGCGAACACGCAGGAAGACGAGGAGAUCAUGGCAGCCAUGGAUGCGAUGGAAGCGCAGCCGAGCGGCGAGGCGGAGGUGCCGUGGUCUCAGGAGGACAACCGAUGGUCGUCGCAGCAGUCUGCCGAGGACGCGCCGGCGGCGGCGCCGCAGAACCCGCAGAAGCUGUGGUGGCACACGCAGCAGGACGAUCCCGCGCACGUCGAGGCGAGCCUCGCGGCGAUCACGGACGCCACGGGCCUCGACUUCGCGGCCGUGCGACGCGGUUGGGACAAGACGCGGCGCGUAGCCGAGGACGCGGACGUCUCCUACGACGACAGCGUCACCGCGUUUGGCGAGCUCGCGCUCGCGUGCAAGGAAUGCAACACGUCGCCCGACACCGUCCCGGCAAACGCCGUCGUUGUGAUCAACAGCGUGCGGCGGCGAGGUAACGACAACGGCGUCAAGCGCGCGAUCGAGAAGCUGGUCGGUCGGCGGGCGUCGCCGCCGCGACCAAGCCAUCCGAAGCGGCCCGUGCCGAGCCCACCGAAGCAGCGCAAGAGCCCUCCGAAGCGGCCGCGGCCGGCUCCGGCGGCCGCCGCGCCGACCGCGGCGCCGGCGCCGCCACCAGCAGCGCCCGCGCGGCGGCCGACGCCGCGCGAGCUCGGGACCAAUCCCCGCGCGCUCGGGACCAAUCCGCGCGCGCUGGGGACCAGCGCGCGAGCGCUCGGGACCAACCCGCGCGCGCUCGCGGCGCGGGCGCCACCGCUGCCGCCGCCGUCGGAGAUAGAAGACGAGUCGGUGACAUCGCCGUCGCCAUCGCCACUGACGCCCGCGCCGUCGCCGGAGGACGCGGCGGCGGCGGCGCUGCCAACGACGGACGAGGUCGAACCCCCGCGGCCUCCAACGCCGCCGGACGACGCGGCGGCGCUCGAGCGCGCCCGUGGCAACUUGGCGCGCGCGCUCGCCGAGCCCGAGCCCAAGCCCUCGGAGGAGAACGAGAGCGACGGCGACGAGGACCCCUUCGGCGCCGUCGCGCCGCGCCCGCCGCCGCUCACCGGCUUCGCGGAAGAGCCCGUGACGGAGAACCAGCGCGCGCGCCUGGACGAUCUGCGCGCGCGCAUGGCGGCGCCGCCGCCGGCGCCGCAGGACGACGCGCCGCGGGCGCCGCAGAUCACGAUUCAUCCCGCGGGGUCGCGCGCGGCGGACGAGCUGAUCGAAAGGGCGCGCUGGCGCCAGACGUCGCCCGACAUGUUGAAAAGGCUCAGCCGCGCCGGCCGGGACGCGCUGGGCGAGGAGCCGGACCUGGCGGUGAAGCUGCUCCAUGGCCGCUGCGCGGUCGUCGAGGUCGAGGACGUCCGCGGGGGCGAGGCGCUCGCCAAGCACAUGCUCGACACGAAGGCCACGCCGGACGAGGCGGCCUGCCGCGCGCUCGGCUUCACGUUCCUACGGACGACGACGCUGGUCGUGAAUCGCGCCGUGCCGCCGCGACAAGUCACGGUGAAGGCCUUGUUCCUCGACCGCGAGACGGCCGCCGUCGCCGCGGCCUUCGACGCCGAGGGCCGCACGGCGUUCCACCGCGCCGUCACCCGGCCAAGCGCUACGUCAGCGCCGCGCGCGACGCGGUCCAGGGCGCCCAGUACUGCGAGGGCAUCCGCUACGACCGGCGGCACAACGCGCACAAGCAGGACCUCGGCCGCGACGCGUACCACACGUUCUGCCACCGCGAUGAGAAGUGGCGGCGCGACGCCACGUACAAGCGCGACGUCGUCGAGCUGCUCUUCAAGGUGUGUGAGCUCGAACGGAUUUUCGUCCCGCGGCUCGGGCGGAUGCGCGCGCUCUUCCGCGACGCGAUGGGCCUCGUCCCGCUGAGCCGGACGCUCGAGGACUACAUCUCCGCGCCGAUGCUGGUCAUGUCGGAGUCGUUCGGCUGCGAGGUCCACGUCGAUAAGAGCGCGGACAAGUUCGCAGAGUCCAUCGCCUGGGUGCGCGGCACACGGCGGCACCCGUGGCACUUCAUCGUGGCGUGCGCGGGCGUCGCGUUCGAGCUCCACGAGGCGGCGCCGUGCUUCCUGACGCUCCAGGCGUCCUGCACCGCGCACGCGACGCUUCGGACGCCCGGCCACGAGAACCACCCGUCGAAGGGCGCGGCCGCCGUCACGAAGCGGACGCUUGUGACGGACGCCGCGCGCGAGAAGUUCCGGCCCGGGGAGCCUAGAGAGGAGUAA